CCUUUGGGCAGCCCGAUGCUCACUGUGGGGGCGACAGGCGGGGUGACAAACUGUGACAAGCAAUGUGACAGGCGAUGUGGCAGGCGAUGUGGCGACCCCGGGGCCAUCCCCGCCCGGGCCCCUCCUUCACCCCUCGGGGUCCACCCGCGCCCCGCCGCCAUCUCCCGGCGGAGCCGCCCCGCUGCGGGCGGUCCCCGCCACCCCACCCGGCCGCCGCCUCCUCCCCGCCGGGCCCCCCGCGGGGCUCCCCCGCCCCUGGCCGGGCCAAACCCCUCCCCUGGCUGCAGCAAGUGGCCGCGGGAGAAGGGCGGCGGCGGCGCCAUCACGGGAAGGCUCCCGCUCGCCUCCCCGUUCCCCUUUCCUUGCCGUCCCGACCCCGCCGCCGCCAUGCCCAGCAGCGAGGCGGUGCCGCUGGGGCUGGGCGCCUGCCGCAGGUCGGGGGCUCUGGCCGGGAUGCUGGCGCUGGUGGCGCGGCUGCUGGAGUGGCUGCGCUCGCUGUUCUGGAAGGAGGAGAUGGAGCUCACCCUGGUGGGGCUGCAGUACUCGGGCAAGACCACGCUGCUCACCGUGCUGGCGUCAGGGCAGUUCACAGAAGAUAUGAUUCCUACAGUAGGAUUCAAUAUGAGGAAAAUAACAAAAGGAAACGUUACCAUAAAGGUAUGGGACAUUGGAGGGCAACCAAGGUUUCGAAGCAUGUGGGAACGCUAUUGCAGAGGAGUCAAUGCGGUGGUUUACAUGGUGGAUGCAGCAGACUUAGAAAAAGUAGAAGCUUCAAAGAAUGAGCUACACAGUUUGAUAGAUAAGCCACAAUUGCAUGGAAUUCCAGUGUUAGUCCUUGGAAAUAAAAGAGACCUCCCAGGUGCACUGGAUGAAAAGCAGUUAAUUGAGAAAUUAAACCUUUCAGCUAUUCAAGACAGAGAAAUCUGUUGCUAUUCUAUUUCCUGUAAAGAGAAGGAUAACAUCGACAUAACAUUGCAAUGGCUUAUUCAGCACUCCAAAUCAAGGCACUGUUGAAGAAAACUUGCUGAAGAUAACUCUUCUUUCCCAAUCACUUUGACUCCUAUCAGCUAUAUACAAAUGAAAAGAUGAAGAAUGCAACUACAUACUACCAGGACUCACUUUGAUCAUAUUUGUUAACAGAAAUAAAACUGAAUUAUAGCUUGCCUCUCCAUUUGGGUUCCUUUUUUUUUUUUUUUUUCUUUUUUUAAUUCCAGAUAUUUGUCUGCCUAGAUGAAAUUCCUGAACGCCUUAAGACAAGACUGAAAGAAAUCAGUACUUUUUUGGGCUGUAACGUUUGAGUUUAUGCAUGUGAAUUAUCAAAUACUUAGUAUUUUUUUCUAAUUUGAAACUGAAUAAACUGCACAGUGGAAACAGG
Molecule: messenger RNA, 1375 nt
Organism: Oxyura jamaicensis (ruddy duck)
Lineage: Eukaryota; Metazoa; Chordata; Aves; Anseriformes; Anatidae
Product: ADP-ribosylation factor-like protein 8B
Exons: 7
Coding region: 16-1014 (332 amino acids)
Biological process (GO): anterograde axonal transport; protein transport
Cellular component (GO): lysosomal membrane
Molecular function (GO): GTP binding; GTPase activity
Source: RefSeq, a predicted model, not a curated record